GGCAAACUCUGCUGUUGUCCGCACACAGGAGCGACCAGCAGGCAGCUCUGCUUUUAGAGGCACUACACCAAAGGGGUCCCGGCUGCAGGGCUUAAAGGGACAGCAUCUGCAGGAGAGAUGCUUGUGGCUUGGCUGCUGCUCUCCUUGAGCCUGCUGCAGGGUGCCCUGGGGAGCACAGUCCACCUCCGGAGAGCCAACGACAGGCACGGUAGAUGUACCUACUCAUUUACCAUCCCCAGCCCACAUGAGGCCAGCUGUCCAGGGUCUGACCAGGCCAUGCCAGCCAUACUGGACCUGCAGAGGGAGAGCAACAUGCAGCGCUCAGAGCUGGAAUCUGCCAAGGCAAGGCUCAGUCUCCUGGAGAGCCUGGUGACCCAGAGUCAUGCUGUGGAGGGCUCCUCUGCUCCCACUGUGGAGUCACUGCAGAGAGAGCUGGCCAGCCUGAGGAUGGAGACCACCCAGCAAAAGUCCCAAGCCAGCAGGAUGGAGACUGCCUAUAGAGACCUCCUGAGGAACAGAUCUUCCCUGGAGGAGGAGAAGUGGCAUCUGGAGCGAGAGAAGGAAGAACUAGAAAGCAGGCUGGAGAGCAGCAGCCAGGAGAUAGCUCAGCUGAGGGCCAACCAGUGUCCCCAAGUUAGGGACACACCUGUUCAAGUUCCCCUGCAAAGGUCCAAAAAAGUUUCUAGGUGGGAUAUGGAGAGUCCAGACUACCAGGAAUUGAAAUCUGAAAUGACGGAGGUUUCAGCUUCCAGCAUCUUUCAGGAGAGCUCCUCUCACAGCCAUGUGGGCAUGGAGGACACAGGCACUGCAGGAUGUGGAGAACUGGUCUGGGUGGGGGAGCCCGUCACCCUCCGCAAAGCAGAAACAAUUGCCGGCAAAUACGGUGUGUGGAUGAAGGAUCCAGAACCUGCUUCCCCAUACACCCGCGAGACGACUUGGAGAAUUGACACAGUUGGUACAGACAUCCGCCAGGUUUUUGAAUAUGACAACACUGAUCAGUUCAUGCAGGGUUAUCCCUCAAAGGUGCAUGUCCUGCCAAGGUCCAUGGAAAGCACUGGCGCUGUCAUCUACAGGGGGUCCCUGUAUUUCCAGAGGCGCAAGUCCAGAAUCUUGGCCAAGUAUGACUUGAGGAAAGAAACCAUCACUGUCCAGAAGGACCUCACCAAUGCAGGCUACCACGGGCAGUUCCCCUAUUCUUGGGGGGGGUACACUGAUAUUGACCUGGCUGUUGAUGAGAUGGGGCUGUGGGCAAUCUACAGCACACAGAAGGCCAAAGGGGCCAUUGUCCUUUCCACGUUAGACCCAGAGACUCUAGAGAUCAGGCAGACCUGGGAGACGAACAUACGCAAGCAGUCAGUGGCCAAUUCUUUUAUGAUCUGCGGCACCUUAUACACCAUCAAUAGCUACUCAUCCCCUGAUGCCAUGAUCAGCUUUGCCUACAACACAGCCACAAGCACCCGCAAACUGCUGAAAAUACACUUUGAGAACCGCUACAAGUACAGUAGCAUGGUCGACUACAACCCCACAGAGAGGAAACUCUUCGCUUGGGACAAUUUCAACAUGGUCACCUAUGAUAUCAGACUCUCCAAGAUGUGAGGAGCCUGGGAACAUGAAAAGGACACACCAUGCUUGUGGCUAACUAAAAGCUGUUUGGCUAGGGCAGUAAGACAAGGCAUCAAUCUCACACAUUUCACUUUUCCUAGUCUUUCACGGGGCUCAGCCUGAACCCCAGACUCAGACAGUGAACCACACUGGGAUGAACAAAUUGAUCAGGAUUGGAUGCUAGGUGAGGGAGUGUCACAUCAGGACUCACACUGGCUCAAAAAUAGCAACACAGAGUGGGGGGGGAGGGUGUUUUCAUUGAGUUUGAGCAUUUGGAUGCAACAGGCCAUGUUCAGCCCUGGUGUAACUUCCUUCGACUCCUUUGGAGUUACACAAUGGUUGAAUUUAGACAACAUAAAAAAGAAUGCAAGCUUUUCAAACAUGCACAUCUGGAGCAUAUAAUCCAUCUGCAAAGGGAAAAAAGCCAGAAGAACAAAAAUCUACCUGUUCUCUCUACUGAGAAAGGCUGUGACUCUAGUCAGUUAAACUAAAAUGAUCACCUCCAUCCAGAGCUUUAUAUAGUUGAGCAAUGGUAUUAUGGGGAAGCAUAUUACCUAGCUACCAGCUUCACAGAAGGUCUCUUAAAUAAAUACCCAACAGCCAUCAUUCAGCCGUAGGCAGGCUGUGCAGCUGUUUAUGAUAUGAAGGAAGCAUGUUGUGCAGUCAAAAAUGAGCACAAACCAGAGCUGUGUUGACAGUAACAGAAUUUUGCUCUGUUGACCAAGACAUCCAGAUCAGCAUAGGCUGCAAAGCUGUAUGGCACCUGGUCUUUGUAGGAUCAAACCAAGUCCUAAAGGCACUGCUUCCAAACCCAGUGAAACUAAUGACACAACUCCCUCUGAGUUCAGAGGAGUCUAGCUGGGCCCAGAGUAGGUUGGGAUAGCAGGGGAUCUCAGCCCAGGCUAAAAACAUUCCAACUUCCUAGGUGGGCCUGGCACUAUGGAUGGACCACAUCUAUUUAAAGAAACUGUUUAAGCCCCAAAUUAUUUCAGGAACUUGAAACCCCCUAUAGUUUAGCUAUGGGAAUCUUCUUUGAGAUCACUAAAAGCUCAGCCCAAGUGUUUCCAUAGGUAAAUUUUGGAAUCUGAAAACAUGAAAAAAACUGAUUUUGGAAGA
Gavialis gangeticus (Gharial) is the source of this 2718-nucleotide messenger RNA. RefSeq names its product myocilin (gene MYOC). Gene Ontology annotation, biological process: osteoblast differentiation; signal transduction. Gene Ontology annotation, cellular component: Golgi apparatus. NCBI's taxonomy places the organism in Eukaryota, Metazoa, Chordata, Crocodylia, Gavialidae. The record is from RefSeq and is a predicted model, not a curated record. The transcript is spliced from 3 exons. Bases 118 to 1596 code for a protein of 492 amino acids.